UGACAGUGCAUGGCUGUGAGGCAUAGUUAGCCUGAGAUUCUGAGUGGCUCCACUAAACUAUUGUUUGACUGACUUAGUCUCCUGGCAUCUGUUUUGACCCCUGUGGCUCUGGGUCAGCAGACCCUGUCACGGUUGAAGGCUUAAGUAGUUCCAUGGGACUGACUAUACUCACUUUGGCUCAGAUCACUAAAGUAGUCAGCAGGUAUAAAUAGUAAUGCUAUAGUAAUUGAUUUAUGUUUCUCAGGGGACUAUCAAGACAUUGAAAACAUAGUGUUUGGUCUUGAAGAGCACAAGUCUAAAAGUUAUGGAAGCCAAAGAGGAAACCAGUGACACAGACAGUGGGAUUAUUUUACAUUCAGGCCCUGACAGUCCCAGCACUGUGAUGAAGGACGUGGGUACACGCACUCGGGCUGUGAAACUGAAGCAUCAGUCACUGCAGGACAGGCUAGAGCUGUGUAUUCUGGAGCUGAAGAAACUCUGUAUCAGAGAGGCUGAACUGACGGGACACUUGUCCUCAGACUACCCUGUCUUGCCAGGAGAAAAGCCCCCCCUGAUCCGUCGCCGUAUAGGCGCUGCUUUCAAACUGGACGAGCAGAGCUUUCUUCAUAGAGGAGAGGACUCGGAGCUAAGCGCGGUGGAGGCUGAGCUAGCCCUGCAGCAGCAGAUCUACACAGCAGCACGGCGACUGUGCCAGGAGGAGCCUCUCGGCAAAGCGGUGAAGAGGAGCAGGGUGCAACAAUGCAGGCUGGAGGAACAAAAGCUCAAGGAGCUCCAGGGGGCCGUGUUCCAGCUGCGACUCCAGCGCGGCCGCUCUUCGCCACGGCCACCUCUCGUCGUACAGAAACAUCAGGGAGCCUCAGAUGACAGUUCGCUGUCCGAUUCGGCAGUGAUGGAUGAAGAGGAGCUGACAAGCCAGUCAUCUCAGGUCUCAUCAGAGCCCCCUCCAGUUGGAGACCCUUGUUCUGUGCCCCUGGGUCCUCCCCAUCGCCCUCUCACCCCCACUGGCCCCUUCCUUCUCCCUCCUGAGCCAAACCCCCACCAGACACCCCCUGUCCCCCUCAAGGCCUUACAUGCCUGCCCCAGCCCCAUACCGGAGCAUGACCCUGCCCCCAUUCAGAACUCCCCAUGGAAGGAGUCCAGCCUGGAUAAGCCUUACGAGAAACAGAAGAAGUCUCACUCCAGUAGCACCAAGUCCAGUCCUGCUGUUACUCCUACAUUACCUUCACUGGAAGCUUGCUUUGAAGUGGCAGGCCUAACAUUGCAAAUACCUACACAUGCCUCACUGAGACACAGCCAAUCCAGCAGCGCCCCAUCUACGCCAGACCUGCAUCUGCACAGAGGACAAUCUCUCAGAAUUCCAAACAGUGAGAUGGCACGCAACGUAGAACAGGACAGAGGACGGCCACAGCGGUCCAGGAGGAGACUCACUGAUGUCAAUCUGAUGUCACCAGACUACUCCUCUAUGAGAUUAGCCAUGGGAAACCCACUGUACAGCUCCAGCUGUGAGGACAGCAGUUCUGAGCACUCCUCAACUCCUUCUCAUGUCAGCUCACCUUGUCUCGAGUACCCAACGGUGCUGCAGAUUCCAUGCCAAGACCACUACAGAUAUCACUACAGCAGCCACACUGACAGUCACAUGCCUCAGUCCUAUGUGCCUCUCAGUUACUACAAGAAUUCUUCACCUCAGUUGUCCCCUAGCAUCUACACAUAUGUGGAUGAGGGCAGGGGCAAUGAGGUGGACAUGGAUAGGAUGUACAUCAGGCACCAGCUUCCCCCUUCUUGCAACAAUACACACUACGAGUACUGGUACGACGAGGCUCCACCACACCAGCAGCUCUGCAGGCUGAUACCCCCUCACGUCAAGGUGUCCCGGACCCCAUCGCUCAGAGAGUACCCCCACCACCCCAACAAGGGCCUACCCCGCCAGGUGGUGUCUGAGGAGCUUAAGUCUUGGCACCAACGCAGCCAGUUACGGACACCAAGGCCACAUUCCCUGGACAGGCACCGGCAGGGUGCCAUGCGCUUUCGGAACACGCCUGGACGCGAGUCACCACUUUCACAGCAGCACAGCUUCCAGGAACAGCAGCUACCCCAAAGACGGAUCGUCCAGAGGUCUGCAGACGGAACACCAAUCAAAUGGUAUGAAGAAGAUGACAAAGAGAUUGUCAGCCAGGUGUAGAAAAAGGACUUCUGGAAAGAAACAUAGAAAACACACACACACACACAUACACACACACACACACACACACACACACACACACACACACACACCUCAGUGACAAGAGACCUAUUUAUGUUUUAAUUUAUUGAACUACUAGAUGAAAGUGAUUUAGCCAUAGUUAUGUCUAUAGCUGGACUAACCUUGAUCAAAUGCCUUUUAACGUUAUAAGACACUAUAUGUUUCAUAACUGAUCUACUCUGAAAGACAAUGUCGCUAAUAAAAUAGAUUUUUAUAUGUCUACAUUUUGUACAAUAAAAAAGGUUUAUAUGCUG
Molecule: messenger RNA, 2493 nt
Organism: Electrophorus electricus (electric eel)
Lineage: Eukaryota; Metazoa; Chordata; Actinopteri; Gymnotiformes; Gymnotidae
Gene: inavab
Product: innate immunity activator b
Biological process (GO): adherens junction maintenance; positive regulation of protein ubiquitination
Source: RefSeq, a predicted model, not a curated record